Tetranychus urticae (two-spotted spider mite) is the source of this 2123-nucleotide messenger RNA. RefSeq lists its product as uncharacterized. NCBI's taxonomy places the organism in Eukaryota, Metazoa, Arthropoda, Arachnida, Trombidiformes, Tetranychidae. The record is from RefSeq and is a predicted model, not a curated record.
GGAAAAGGGGCGGCAGCACUGUUUAACCGGAGAGCUAAGCUACCGCAGUUUUGGAGGGUAAAUUUUGUAUAAAGUAAAGCUAGGCAAAACACUACAAUGAAAGAUUAUUUGUUUUUAAUUUUAAUUGUUUAAUGUCAAUAAUUAACUGGCCAUUAUGAAUAGGUUAAAGAAAAAUCAGAGCUUUUUGGAGCCAACAUCGUCUUCACCAUUGCCUUCACUUCUAUCAGCAUCCUCAAGUUCAACACAUUCAUCCAGAUCUCUAUCUCCAUCCCAUUAUUCAUCUUCAGAUGUAUCGUUUACUUCAUCAUCAUCAGGAUCAUUCAAAGACUCACGUCCACCCUCUCCAGUGCUAUCACCAAAAGAGUCUACAAAAUUGCCAUUCUUAUCUUCAAAAAUGGACAGAGAUAUAAAGAGCUAUAACCACAAUUUGUCAAUAUCUGAGGAUAUGUUUUCUGACUUUAGUGUUGAAAAUCUUCGCAGUGGAACUCCUCAUCUCGAUGAACUUUUAAGGUCUAAAUGUACUGUAGAUUUGAAAAACAAUGACCUUUCUCAACUUUCAUUUAAGCAUGUGCAAUAUAUGCUGGAUGACAACCAAAAGUUAUCUGAUGAGGUCUCAGCGCUGAAAGCAAAACUGAAUGUUAUCAACGCGGAUUAUGUAAAUCUCUCGUGUCAAUAUCAACAACUUGAAUCAAAGUGCCAAACACAAAACAAGGAAUUGAUUGAACUUGAAGGAAAAGUAUCAGCUCUAACUGUCAAACUAAAAGCUGAAAGUGAAGCUAAACUUGAAGUCCAAACCAAAUUAGCUUUAGCUGAAUCGACAAUAGAAUCGCUGAACAGACAAAUUGGAGAAUUAAGUAAAAGUGAUUCGACGGCCAGAAUACGAGAAAAUUACGAAGCAAUGUUAAAUAGAAUUCAGCAACAACAUGAAAAUGAGAUUAUUUUAUUAAAAGGAGAAAACGAAGGUUUGAGAUAUGAAUUGGAAACCAGACAAGCAGAGAUAAACAAGUUGAAAGCUGAUAGAAAUUCUGAUAACUUAUCAAGUGUGAGUGAUCUCAAGCGAAGUUAUGAAAAAAUCCUCCAAGAUACUCAUGACAAGAAAGAAUAUGAAUCUAUGUUGAAGAAAAAGGAUGAAGAAAUCGAAUCUCUACAAAGGGAAAUUAUUGGACUGAAAAGCAAUACAUCAAAUCAAUCAUCAGCUCCAUCAUUCUCUGAUAAUAGUUGUAAAUGUGUAAAAAAGACACUGUCUCAAAGCGAUAGUGAUUAUGUAGCAGAACUCAAGGAAGAAUUUGAAAAAUGUUUAGUUAAUCUUCAAACUCGCCGAACACAAAUUGCCUCACUACAAUCCCAAUUGACUGGGGUCAAAAAAGACAAUACAGAACUCAGAGAGAAGUUGAAAGAGACCGAGAAAAAACUUUCUGAAACCAACGAAUUUUUAAGCAGUGCUCAUGAACCAUGGCUUAAAGAAGUCGAAGCUCGAUAUGAAGCUCAAUUCGAAAGGGAUUUGAAAGAAGCCAUCAGAGUUAUGGAUAAAACACAAAGAGAAGAAAUGGAAAGAUCAUUUAAUCAACGUUUGGAGGAAUAUGUGAAUCAACUGAUUGAUUAUAUCCAAUCAUUUUCUGACACAGACUACACAGAGCGAGACCAAGAUCAAAUGCACUUUAUUUUUGCUCCUUUGAGAAAACUUUGGACUGCAAUCAACUGUAAUCUAGAUGACCGUCUUAAUGAACUUGACCAAAAACAACAAUCCAUGUUAGAAGCCAAAGAAAAUUUGGAGAGAGCUUUAAUUUUAUCAAGAAGCCUAGACACUUCAGUUCCACAGUCAUCUUUAAUCCACCAGGAACUAGAAAAGAUCAAAGAGGAUGGAAUGCACAUGAAAGCUAAAUUACACAAAUAUAAAAAACAUAUCCAUCGUCUAGUGGAAAGACAUGAAAGAAAAAUUGAAGAUUUGCAGAAUCAAUAUGUCAAAACUAUAACCGAAAAGGAAAGAGAAUUUAAAAGACGCGAAGAACAACUAAUUAAGGAACUGAGUAAUGAUCCAUUAGCUAUUUGUCGGAAACUUUCCAGGCAUGUCAACUCACAUUAAUCAUUAAAUUGUAAAUGUAAAUGGACGAUCUUGUACUUUA